This is a messenger RNA of Caenorhabditis elegans, 277 nucleotides long. RefSeq names its product THAP-type domain-containing protein (gene C06E2.2). The record is from RefSeq and is marked reviewed. The coding region runs from base 2 to 277 and encodes 91 amino acids. The transcript has 3 exons. Lineage: Eukaryota; Metazoa; Nematoda; Chromadorea; Rhabditida; Rhabditidae.
AAUGACCACCAAAAGCAGCAAGAAAGAGAAAGGGGGUUUCAAACCUACACUGCCUCCGGUUAUAUUGACUGAUACCUACAACUGUCGCUUUGUAAUUCAAGAGGAAAUCGAUGUUGAGUCACAAAUGUCAGACGGAACCAAAUCGGAAACGCUCACCAAAUUGUUCUUUCACUUAGCGUGUGCUGACAAUAUCAUCAAAAUCGGAGAAUCAGCGUAUACAAAGGAGAACUUGUCUAUUGUGAAAAAACUAAUUAAAGCACUGAAUAAAAUGAGAUAA